GGGAGGUAAGAAAAGUAUCACGCGAUGGGAAGGAGCCUGUCUUUGCGUUUCCGGGUUUCAGUUUCUGCAUCUGCUUAUUUAUAUCAUUGCGAUAGAUACAAAACGUCAACUGAGUGCGGUGAAAGUUCUUUUGGAUGGAAAAUGGAAUGAACUACUUGUGGUUCCAGCAUCAGCCGAACAUGCAGGGUGGAGACGGUUUAUACAGUCGUAUGAGCAGCAACCAGAUUUUCCGCGAAUCUGUUGACCCUGAGCUGGACCAUAAGACAAGGAGAGUUUCAGACAAAUUUUCAGAGAAUAUAAACACAGUUGCUAAUGAACCAUCGCUGGCUUUCUUCCGUAUCCAGGAGCAUGUGAGGAAGACAUUGCCACAGCUGGUGGAACAGAAACAUGAAGUGCAGAGCAUACAACAGCAGGUUCAAGGGGCAUGUUUCGAUACAGAAUAUGCCACAAACGCUGUGAAGACAAUGUACCAAAGUGAAUUCCACUUCCAGAACAUCCAGGAACUGCUGAAGAAUGCCAUGUUCAUGAAACAACAGAUAGGAUAUGAAGAAAGUAGAAGGGCUUCAAUUCCUCAGGAUGGAAGUCAGCCUGCUGCAUCAAGUACUACAUUGUCGGCAACAAUCUCAAGUUCACCUACACCCUCUGACUGUACAAAUGCCACUUUGCCUACAUCUCUCCCUGCUUCAGCCCCACCUGUAAGAGCCCCACCAACAGAUGCUGCCACAAGACCUAACCCUACUGAUCCCAAUUUGCCAAGUCCUGUUUCUGUUCCGGAGUCCCCUGCAGGAGUUCCUCCAGGAGUUGCUGCUGGUCCCGGAGGUGUCCAAUCAGUGAUGGUGAACUGUCAUACCGAGGACAUCGAUGUAGCAACUGAGGCUGAUGAGGACAUUUACAGCUAGCCUCUCUGGUUCCAUCACAAUUAACAUAUUAAUGAUGUCAAUGUAGCAACUGUGGUUGAUGGGGACCUUCACAGCUAGUCUCUACUGGGUCUGUUUGAGCGGUGUAAGAAUUGCAUACAUUGUUAUCUCCCAUGUUCUCAUGUUGAUUUCUUGUUUUGUUCAAUGUGAAGUUCUUGUAAGAUUUUACCUCUGAGGAUUCCAUGUUUGAACUGGUCCCCAUUACCCAGUACUUGUCAUAAGAAGCAACUAAAAUGGAUCCGUGAUCAGCCUUGGUGACAUGGUUGAUUGCCUGUCAUCUUAUUCUGAUAGCAUUGGAUGCUCAUAAUGUCAAUCACUGGCUGCUCUGAUCCAGACUACAUUGUUUACAGGCCACUGAGAUAGAUAAAGCUGAAAUGUUGCUGACUGUAAGGGUAAAUCCAAACAAACGACUCGGUAUUAAUUACAGACUUGAAUAGGUCCACAACACAGCAUUUGUAAGAAGAGCUGGCUAAGAAUGGGCGGUUACAACAGGUAACCAGAAUGAGUGAUUGUUGUUCAUGCUACAAAUGAUUGGUUAUAUUGUAUACAUUCCACAGUAAUAUUGCUGAUCAUUGCUGCAUAAAACAAUGUUCAUUCACAUGAUCUGUAUGAAACUUUACAAGAGACUCUUUUGCUUUCCAUGAGGCUCAGUGUAGGGAGUUUAUCAUGUAAAGUCGAACCUCAAUAUUAUGGAAUAUUCUUCAUGAUAGAAUUCCUUUAUGUCAAAUGAAAGUGUGUGUUAGCAUGGUUAGUCCUGUUAACACUCUACAAUUACACAGACAUAAAUCAACAUUGUAUAAGACUGUAUACUGACGUUGGGUGUUGAGUGACAUUUGUGAUAUAUUUGAAUUGUGCAAUAUUCAGGAGUAAGACAAGAAUAAAACAAAGACUCCUUGUGAGGUUGAAUCUCCAGGGUCAAGCUAGUUCAAAAUUCACUCUGGUCCGCUAGCCCAAGACUAUUAAAUUGUGCAGAGGACAAGUAAAACUCUGAUGAUGGUACUACUCAUGGACUAGUAGCAUUUGAGGGCUAUUAUUCUGAACCAGUUCUCAAUGCUUCCAUUUUGAUACAAAUUGCAACUGAAUAAGACAUAGUAAGCAUUUUGUCUUGUUCAAACACGACUAGAUACAAACUUUGAGGACUAGACAAAUGAGGUAUACAUUAGUCCUCUGGACUAGUCUUAACAACAAAUUCCCAAGGCUGAAUCUGUUAUUACUGUGCAAUAUCAGUGCUUGUUAUUUUAGACUUUCAGUUCUAUGCUGGGGCAAGUCUGCUUCUACAGAUAGUCAUGAUGAAAAUGAAUGUUUGUUGACAGAAAUAUUAUCACAUAAUCCCAUUUUAGUAGUGCUUAUGUAACAUCAUAUGCAAAUGCCUGUUCAAGAGCAUGAUGUUGUAAGAAGAUGAAAAUGUACCUCAUCUGUUUUAUAUAGAUUUCAGAAUAUUAGAAGAGAAAAGGCAGAGGAAAAUUCCCUUUAAUUUAAUGAACUAAAGUUUCCAAAUAUUUUCUUUUAUAAUGGUGUGUUGACAUAUGUGAAUAUCAAAUAAACUUUAAUGAACAAA
Haliotis rufescens (red abalone) is the source of this 2475-nucleotide messenger RNA. Its product is annotated as BLOC-1-related complex subunit 8-like. The record is from RefSeq and is a predicted model, not a curated record. Gene Ontology annotation, cellular component: BORC complex. The transcript is spliced from 6 exons. Lineage: Eukaryota; Metazoa; Mollusca; Gastropoda; Lepetellida; Haliotidae. The coding region runs from base 135 to 899 and encodes 254 amino acids.